Molecule: messenger RNA, 1578 nt
Organism: Quercus robur (English oak)
Lineage: Eukaryota; Viridiplantae; Streptophyta; Magnoliopsida; Fagales; Fagaceae
Exons: 4
Coding region: 1-1578 (525 amino acids)
Biological process (GO): DNA integration
Molecular function (GO): RNA-DNA hybrid ribonuclease activity; nucleic acid binding
Source: RefSeq, a predicted model, not a curated record
AUGUUUGAACCACAACUUGGUAGAAGUAUUGAAGUUUACAUCGAUGACAUGGUUGUGAAGAGUAAAGUGGUGUCCGAGCAUGGGGAAGAUCUCACGAAUAUCUUCGGGAUACUGAGAAAACAUAAGUUACGCUUGAAUGCUUCGAAGUGCUCCUUUGGUGUAGGCUCCGGGAAGUUCUUAGGGUACAUGGUGACUCAUAGAGGAAUUAAAGUGAACCCAGAUCAGAUUAAGACCAUUAACGAUUUACAAGCACCUCGGAAUCCAAAAAAAGUGCAGAAACUAACUAGAAUGAUUGCUGCUUUGAACCGGUUUAUCUCCAGUUUUGUCUUAAUACGAGAGAACAGUGGCAUCCAAAGGCCAGUUUACUAUGUAAGCAAGUCCCUUCAUGAGGCCGAGGUGAGAUACUUGUCAUUGGAAAAGGCCAUCUUGGCGGUGGUCCAUGCAACAUGCAAACUUCCGCAUUACUUUCAGGCCCAUACUGUGGUUAUCUUGACUCAGCUACCUCUCAAGUCCAUACUAAGAAGUACAGACUACACCGGAAGAAUUGCUAAAUGGAGCACAAUUCUAGGUGCUUUCGAUAUCAAGUACAUGCCUCGCACCUCUAUGAAAGGCCAAGUCCUUGCCGAUCUGGUGACUGAGUUCGCCGAGUGCCCAGAAGAAGUUAAUAUAUCCUCUUGGAGGGUGUAUGUGGAUGGGGCAGCAAACCAACGGGGAGCAGGAUUGGGAUUAGUUUUGAUAUCCCCCGAAGAGGUCAUCAUCGAGAAGUCCUUGAGGUUAGGAUUCUCGGCUACUAACAACGAAGCGGAAUACGAAGCUUUGUUAAUGGGAAUGAGUAUGGUCCAGAAAAUUGGCAGAAAGAUAGUAGAAUUAUUCUCGGAUUCGAGAUUGGUAGUCGGCCAAGUGAAAGGAGAGCUGGAGGCCUGGGAUCCAAGAAUGCAGGGGUAUUUGAGCCAAGUUAGGCGUAUGCAAACGAAGUUUGAGUCUUUCGACUUAUCGCAUAUUCCCCGAGGUGAAAAUACUCACGCCGACUCCUUGGCAACCCUUGCCACCUCCUCGAUACGGAAUUUUCCUCGGUUGAUCAUCGUUGAAGACUUGCAUACCCCCACCUUACCAGAAAAGGACGUUUGCCAAGUCUAUCAAACCAAUCUAGCGCCGAGCUGGAUGGAUCCCAUAUUGAAAUUCCUUGAAAGUGACAUCUUGCCCGAAGAGAAAGUAGAAGCUGAGAAAAUACGGAGGAAAGCUCCUUGGUACUGGUUAUCUGAGAACAAAAAGUUAUACAAACGAUCCUUCUCUAGGCCGUACAUGCUCUGUGUACCUCCUAAGACGUCAGAGUCAAUCCUAGAAGAGCUGCAUGAAGAUAAUGGACUUCAAUUUGAUAGCAAUGCCUUUAGGCAAUACUGUUCGAACUUGGGUAUAAGAAACAGAUAUUCUACUCCGGCUUAUCCUCAAGGGAAUAGGCAAGCUGAAGCUGUUAACAAAGUAAUAAUCAAUGGGCUUAAGAAGAGGCUGGAUGAUGCAAAAGGAAAAUGGGUAGAAGAAUUACCACAUGUUCUCUGGACAUAUCGAACAAUGCCCUGA